Messenger RNA from Mangifera indica (mango), 1079 nucleotides. Its product is annotated as annexin A3-like. The coding region runs from base 162 to 932 and encodes 256 amino acids. NCBI's taxonomy places the organism in Eukaryota, Viridiplantae, Streptophyta, Magnoliopsida, Sapindales, Anacardiaceae. Gene Ontology annotation, cellular component: cytoplasm. Gene Ontology annotation, molecular function: calcium-dependent phospholipid binding; calcium ion binding. The record is from RefSeq and is a predicted model, not a curated record. The transcript is spliced from 4 exons.
UUAAUUUCUCUGAAACUCUCUUCUCUAAAGUAAACAUAUUCCCCUUCCUUGUCCUGCAAGUCAUCCCUUUUAAGUCUCUCACACCUUUCAUGGACUUCACAUUCAAUAUUUGUGUGCUGAAAACUUGAAAAGAAAAUUCUCUCCUUUUGCAAAAGAGCCAUAUGGGUUCUCAAAGAAAUGAGGCUUCUGGGUUUUUGCCUGCAGCCAUGGUUGAUUCACAUGAGAGAGAUGCAACUGUGAUAUGGGAAGCUCUUGAACAAGAUGAUGUGAAUUUUAAAGCCAUUGUUGAGACUUUUGUGGGCAGGAAAUCAAGUCAUAUUGUCCUCAUCAAACAAGCUUAUCAGAAAUUAUAUAAAAGGCAACUCGACCAGGACAUUGUCAGAAUUGAACCACCCCACCCCUACCAAAAGAUUCUUGUGGCUCUGGCAACAUCACACAAGGCUCACCAUGCGGAUGUUAGUCAGCAUAUAGCAAAGUGUGAUGCAAAGAGGCUUUAUGAAACAGGGGAGGGUAGUUCAGGAGCCAUUGAAGAAGCUGUUGUUCUUGAGAUUUUCAGUAAAAGGAGCAUCCCUCAAAUGAAACUCACAUUUUCUUGCUACAAAAACAUCUAUGGGCAUGCCUACACAAAGUCUCUUGAGAGGGGAAAUUCCACCAAAUUUGAAGACUCAUUGAAGAUGGUUGUGAAAUGCAUUCUAAACCCUCCCAACUAUUAUGCGAAGAGAUUGUAUGCAAGCAUUAAGGGGACAACAUGUGAUAAGGGAGCCUUGGGGCAUGUGAUUGUGAGCAGAGCUGAGAUAGACAUGGAUGAAAUUCAAAGGAUUUUCAAGAAGAAAUAUGGGAUGGAACUAAAAGAUGCAAUAUGUGAAAGCAUUCCACCUGGGGAUUACAGAGACUUUCUUGUUGCUUUAGCCACAAAAACUUCUGUUUCAUAAUUGCCUUGAAACUACAACAAUAUGUUGGUUGUAGCAUACUUAGCUGGCUAAUUAACUUAGCUAUAUUUCUUAGUUUUUUGUACUUCAAUGUCAAUUUUAAUGUGGCUUUUUGAUAAUUUAAACAAAAGAGGUCUGGAAUGGUUAUUG